AUGGACCCCACCUUGGAUGCCAUCGUCAUCGGGACAUGGCCAAACAUGCACAAACCCUUGGUGCUGGCAGCACUACAAGCUGGGAAACACGUGCUCUGCGAAGCCAGGAUGGCCCUGAACUGGGGAGAGGCACUGGAGAUGCUGGAUGAAUCGCGCAGGCGCCCACCCCAGGUUGCGCAGAUCGUCCCGUCGCCCCUAACCCUUCGCUAUGAUGCCGCCAUCCAGGAAACAAUCAAGUCUGGGGUCCUGGGGCAGCUGACCUACAUCACGGUGAGGGGGGUGGCGGGCUGGCCCGAGGCUAACGGCGCCCCCAUGACAUUCCGCCAGGACGCAGAGCUGUCCGGGGACAACAUCCUCUUCCUGGGCAUCAUGUACGAGGCCCUGGCCAGGUGGGUCGGCCACGCCAGCAGCGUCGUGGCGAUGGGCCAAACCGUGGUCAAGUGGCGCACAGACCCCGCCACGUCAGCGCUGCGCAGCGUGGAGGUUCCAGACCACCUGGACGUCCUGGCCCGCAUGGCCUGCGGCGCCCAGGCCCACCUCCUCCUCAGCGCCGUGGCGGGCGGCAGCGACCGCCCCGCCCUGGAGUUCUGGCUGCAUGGGUCUCAGGGGGCGCUGCACCUGGACCUCGCCGCCGGCGCCCUGACCCUGAGCCGGCCGGACGUGGAGGGGGGGGCGCCCCAGCCGGUGCCCCUGGCGCACCCCGGGGCAUGGCGGGUGGAGGAGGAGUUUGUGGGGGCCAUCCGGGGGAAGGAGCGGGUGCGCCUGACCGACUUCCCCACCGCCGCCCGCUACAUGGAGUUCACCACCGCCGUGGCGAGGAGCCUGCGCAGCGGCCACAGCGUGGGCAUGCCCCUGGUGUAG
Molecule: messenger RNA, 861 nt
Organism: Auxenochlorella protothecoides
Lineage: Eukaryota; Viridiplantae; Chlorophyta; Trebouxiophyceae; Chlorellales; Chlorellaceae
Product: putative oxidoreductase
Exons: 4
Coding region: 1-861 (286 amino acids)
Molecular function (GO): nucleotide binding
Source: RefSeq, a predicted model, not a curated record